AUGUCUGAAGCAAAACCAAAGAAAAAGAGUGAAUUUAACGACGGCAGAAAGCAGCCUGUAUACAGAUGGCGAGAUUCCUUCUCUGAUUGGUGGAAACAAAGCUGGAGUCUGGAAUAUUCUGACUCGAAGGUUGAAUCACGGCUACUUUCAUUCUUGCCGUUUUGGCCCGAUCCUGAUUCCAAGAGACAAGCAAAAUUCAUCGACACAGAUAUAGGCAAUGGAAACCAUAUCCACGAAUUCUACAUCGAAAACACCGAAAAGCCGUCCAAUGGCGAAGCCGCAUUUCCAAAUCAAGUGAGCGAUUUGGUGCUUGUUCACGGCUAUGCAGCAUCUUUGGGGCUUUUCUUCGAGAAUUUCGACUCGAUUUCGCUGUUGCCAGGAAUCAAAAUUCAUGCUAUAGAUCUUUUGGGCUUUGGAUUGUCGUCUCGCCCUUCUUUCCCCAAACUUCCUUGCGAUACUAAAGAGGAUAUUUAUAAGAUCGAGGACUGGUUCAUUGAUGCUUUAGAGAAGUGGCGUCAGGAAAGAGGAAUCAAUCGUUUUGUGCUUGUGGGUCAUUCCUUCGGCGGUUAUUUGAGCUGCGCUUACGCCCGGAAAUAUAACAAAGAAACCGAAGGCAAGCGCUUGAUCGAGAAGCUUGUGCUUUUGAGCCCUGUUGGCGUGGAGAGAAGCAAGUACUCCUUAUUGAAGGGCGCUGAAAUACCUAAAGAACAGAUUUCACUGGAUGCCAGGUCUGCUGAGAAUAAAGAAGAACCCACUGUCCCGCUCCAAAGAGAAUUGUCGGCUAAUCAAGCUGACAUCAUCGAUGGCAAAGAGCCGAAGACGAUCAACCACCCCGGCUUUGCUACAGAAGCGCAGGAGAAUUUUGGAGCUGAUUGGUUUAUCUGGCUCUGGAGGCAUCACGUUUCACCAUUUUCUAUUGUCGAAAUGGAUAUCCAACUGGACGGGCCACAGAUUCUCACACAUCUACUUGGAAAACCCGAGCGGUAUAAAAACAUUCAUGAUUACUUUUACCGUAUAUUCAAUGGGUCAGGCAGUGGCGAGUACGCUAUAACGAGAAUUCUUGAUCGUGGCGGUCUAGCGAGACUACCUUUACUUGAUAGAUGUCCUGAGAAGUUUGUCCAAAUGAAGCUUCCUUCUUUGUGGCUCUAUGGUGACAAAGACUGGAUGAAUGAGGUGGCUGGUGAGGAGAUGACGAAGGAGAUCAACAGGGUAGCCAAGCUGAAGGGAGAGAAGCCUCUAGCAGAUUUCGGUAUACUUUCCAACGCUGGCCAUCAUUUGUACUUGGACAAUCCCAAGGAUUUUUCCAGCGUGUUGUUCAAGUUUUUAGAGAAGUGA
This is a messenger RNA of Candidozyma duobushaemuli, 1335 nucleotides long. RefSeq lists its product as uncharacterized. Gene Ontology annotation, biological process: cardiolipin acyl-chain remodeling. The transcript is spliced from 2 exons. Gene Ontology annotation, molecular function: A2-type glycerophospholipase activity. The record is from RefSeq and is a predicted model, not a curated record. Bases 1 to 1335 code for a protein of 444 amino acids. Lineage: Eukaryota; Fungi; Ascomycota; Pichiomycetes; Serinales; Metschnikowiaceae. Gene Ontology annotation, cellular component: mitochondrial inner membrane.